UUCCCCACAACCACACACAUCAUCACGCUCCUCGUGCACCACGAUGACACUGCUUUUCUCCCACUUAAGGAAAUUAGGAAAUAACUGAAGAUGCAAAAUUAAGAGAAGUAGAUUUCGACAAAGGGAAGGCAGUUUGCCUCCUGACUCAGUCGCUAGUCCCUGGAGGGCACGGGCAUUGGGCGCUCACCAGGGAGAUGCUCACCAGGGAGAGAACCCAGGCAGGCAGGACCCUGCGGCUGCUCCUGCCUCUGCUCCUUCACGUUGGCACGUCAGGCUCAAAUCCCAUCACGGGUCCAGAGGAAGUGAGUGGCAUGGAACGGGGCUCCCUGACUGUGCCGUGUCGCUAUGAUCCAGGGUGGAAGACCUACAGGAAGUGGUGGUGUCGAGGAGCUGCUUGGAGUAGCUGCCAGAUCCUUGUUCAAACCACUGGAUCAGAGCGGGAGGAGAGGAAGGGCCGUGUGUCCAUCAUGGACAGUCAGGGAAACUUCACGUUCACCGUGACCAUGGAGGAGCUCAGGCUGGACGAUGCAGACACCUACUGGUGUGGGAUCGAGAGAGCCGGAACCGACCUGGGCCACCAUGUCCGUGUGCUCAUCAGCCCAGAUGUGGCCGAACCUGUGACGACAGAUGUGGCCGAACUGGUGACGACAGACGUGGCCGAACUGGUGACAGCAUCUGCACUGGCCAGUCUGGCUUCCUCGCCUCCGGUUACUCAGGGUGUCAACAGCAGCAUGGCUGUGACUAAUCCCCUCACCAGGUCCCUGCUCUGUAACAUCCACUUCCUGCUCCUGACCUUCAUAAAGGUGCCCCUUCUUGGGGUCCUGCUGUGCACUGUGGUGUGGUUGAACAGGCAUCAGAGGGACUCCAGGGGGAAAUUAAGUCAGUCUGAGUGGGACCGCAGCCCCCGUGCCAUCAACACCCGCACAUCAGACUUGGAGAACUUUCGGAACUUUUAUCAGGCACCGAGCAGUAAUCGCAGUUCCAAAGAGACGAGGGUCCCUCCGCGGUGAGGACUCCCUUCGUCCUGUCCUCGGGGACACUGUGGGCUCCCUCCCUGCUCUGCGCAGCUCUGGAAACUGGCCCCCACCGCAGGAUCAGAGAAAGGAACAGACGUGGUGUUUCCCGUACACACUGGGUCCUCGGAGGCACCUGUGAUCUUACCUGUGUGGACCCUCCUGCUGCCUCCUCUCCUGUGACUCUGGAGUAGCUCUGCCAGAAAUGACUAUCACACUGUCUAGAACUCCAGCCAGUAACGGGCUUCAAAAUUCCAGGCCAACCAGUAAGUGUAAAACCUGAAUUAAACCAAAAAGCCUCAGAGUGUGUUUACAAGGGCAAAGACUCCUUCUCCCAGUAGGCCAGGUGUACAGAAGACUGCCGAUGCCACCUUCCGUUGUAUCGGUCCCUCCUGGAGAAAGAAUCACCUGAAUGUAGACAAUUAAAGAUGGGGUUGGA
Pteropus alecto (black flying fox) is the source of this 1452-nucleotide messenger RNA. RefSeq names its product CMRF35-like molecule 4. The transcript is spliced from 4 exons. Gene Ontology annotation, molecular function: transmembrane signaling receptor activity. The record is from RefSeq and is a predicted model, not a curated record. The coding region runs from base 195 to 1010 and encodes 271 amino acids. Lineage: Eukaryota; Metazoa; Chordata; Mammalia; Chiroptera; Pteropodidae. Gene Ontology annotation, cellular component: plasma membrane.